ACUUGCUUUGUUGACAAUUCACAUUGAUUUUUUGUGUGUGUGUGUAAAAAAAAUCGACUUUUUCUGUCAAAUAGAACGAAAGCGGCAAUUUUUUUGUUGAAAGACAUUUAUUUUUUCAUAUUUUCCUACGGAUUUUUGUUAACUAAAGGCUUUUAAAGAGAAAAACGCUAUGGAUAAACCUGAAGCUGGACAAAAUAAUCAAAACUCCGCACCACCAGCUGAACCGGCACAAACUAAUUUACAGGCAAAUGCCAAUAAUAAUACGAACCAAAGCGCUAACAAUUUACAACAAUGUAAAAAACCUAGAAGCGAUUUGAAUUCUCUGCCCACGCGACAAUAUCUAGAUCAAACAGUGGCUCCCAUUUUAUUGCACGGCUUGCAGACUUUAGCACGCGAACGACCACCAGAUCCUAUUAGUUUCUUGGCUUCAUAUCUACUUAAGAAUAAGAAUCGUUGCGAAGAAGCCAUACCGGAGAAUGUAUAAAAUUGUGCAAAUGGAGGAAAGUAAAAAAAAAAUCAAGAAAGAAAUAGAGACCUUCGGCUGGGAUUUGCAGAUGUUUAUUUUUUAACUACUCUCUUAUAAUUCGUAAUAGUUUUUAAGUUAUAUUUUAACAAAAUUCUUAGUUGUAUAAGUUAGAGUUUCAGGUAAAACUUUUGUGUAUGCCAGUUAAUAUGGUGAGAAUUAAAAAGAUUUUGUCGAUCUGCUAUCAACUGCAAGCUAAAUUUUCUAUAAAAUUUUUGGAGUUAUUUUUAUUAUAAUAAGCCUUUUCCUAAUGGAAGACCGUAUGUUCUAGAGCAUAUGCAUGUGUGAAAUAAAUAUUUGAAAUAUAUUUUUAGGUGAUUAUCAUA
Molecule: messenger RNA, 849 nt
Organism: Lucilia cuprina (Australian sheep blowfly)
Lineage: Eukaryota; Metazoa; Arthropoda; Insecta; Diptera; Calliphoridae
Product: protein dpy-30 homolog
Exons: 2
Coding region: 170-484 (104 amino acids)
Cellular component (GO): Set1C/COMPASS complex
Source: RefSeq, a predicted model, not a curated record